UCAUUCAGAUCAACAUGAAGACCUCUAUCUUUGCUGGUGUUCUGCUGAUCUCUCUGUGCCAACUGUCCAGCGGUUUCUUUGGUUUAUUUGAGGAUGCUGAUAAAAAGUUUGCAAAAAAGUAUAUCAUGGCUUCUAACCAAUGCACCCAGGUGAUGAUGGACAGAGAAUUCGCUGUUGUCGACAAACAUACCUGUAAGCCGGAGAAAACCUUCAUCAGAGCUACAGUGGACGAGGCCCGAGCCGUCUGUGCGGGUAGAGGAAGUGGAGUCAGCGAAGAGACCUUCAAAGUUGUUGAGUGUAAACUCGAUCCUGCUAAUAACAAGCCUCCCAACUGUCAGUACACGGGUGAGGAUGGGGAGAAGAAAAUCCUGGUCACCUGUAACAGAGAUAAAAAACCUACUGAGUUUCAAAUACAAGAGUAAUCUGUUACUACAACUGAUGAAUCAGAGUAAUCUAUUACUACCUGAUGAAUCAGAGUAAUC
Messenger RNA from Perca fluviatilis (European perch), 482 nucleotides. Its product is annotated as ribonuclease pancreatic A-like. Lineage: Eukaryota; Metazoa; Chordata; Actinopteri; Perciformes; Percidae. Gene Ontology annotation, molecular function: nucleic acid binding. Bases 15 to 422 code for a protein of 135 amino acids. The record is from RefSeq and is a predicted model, not a curated record. The transcript has 2 exons.